AUGUGCUUCUCCGAUUCGAGAUUUGCAUACGGCCCCUUUGUGCCACACUACGUCGCCCGGCAAUAUGUCGAGAAUUACUUUGCCAUCCACCAGACAGAUUCCUUCCUAGAGCUUAACACGACUGUGGAGGAUCUUUCGAGCGUGUCAUUGCCAGCGCCCAGCGGCGCCAGAGGUUGGAAGUUGACGCUCCGGAAACACGACGCCACCAGAAACCUCGACGUGUGGCGCGAAGAGUUCUACGACGCCGUGGUAUUAGCCAACGGGCACUACUCGGUUCCCUAUGUACCGCAAGUCCCCGGCCUCGAGGCAUACAUGGCCAAGUUUCCCGGGCGAGUCUCCCACUCCAAGUUCUACCGCUCGCCCCUACUCUACGAACACAAACGAGUCAUUGUCGUUGGCAACUCCGCCUCCGGCCACGACGUCGCCGCCGACUUGGUCUCUGCCGCCCAACACCCCGUCCAUGUAUCCCGGCGCUCCAAGUCCAAGUGGGACGGCGACGAGCCGCCGCCCGGAAUAUCGUGGAAGCCUACCAUUAGAGAAUUCCAACCAGACGGCAGAGUCGUAUUCGCCGACGACACAUACCUGGAUAAUGUCGACGCGGUGAUCUACUGCACCGGCUACAAGGCUUCGUUUCCAUUCUGGAAUGAAGAGGUCAACAAGCAGCCCUUGUGGGACUAUAAAGCCGAUAGGCUGGUCAAGAGCUACCGGCACACCUUCUUCCGGGACUAUCCUAACCUCGGGAUCGUGGGACUUCCGAGGACGUUGACGUUCAGAAGCUUUGAGUACCAGGCCAUUGCGCUUGCGCGGCUGUGGUCCAACAGAAACUCGAUGCCGCUGCCGUCGCGGGAGGAACAAGAGGCGUGGGAAGUGCAGCAGGCGGAGAAGACGAGGGCCCGGGGUGCAAAGUUUCACGAUGUUCCGUGGGAAAAUGGCGAGACGGCCGAGUACUUGGGGUACUUGUUUGAUAUUGCGGGCCUGGGGACCUUGAGUGGCGAGGGUAGAAUACCGCCUGCCCUGGGGAGGGACUUGGUUUGGGCUAUAGAUAAUAUACACAAGUAUCCGGAGCAUUCGGCGCGGGAUAAGAAGGGAGUUGGAGGAGAUUGUAUAGAGGAAGGUUGGGUUUUGGUGGCAAAUGGGCGCAGGAGUCACUUGGGCUUUAUUUAG
This is a messenger RNA of Metarhizium brunneum ARSEF 3297, 1164 nucleotides long. Its product is annotated as Thiol-specific monooxygenase. The record is from RefSeq and is a predicted model, not a curated record. Gene Ontology annotation, molecular function: N,N-dimethylaniline monooxygenase activity; NADP binding; flavin adenine dinucleotide binding. Lineage: Eukaryota; Fungi; Ascomycota; Sordariomycetes; Hypocreales; Clavicipitaceae.